UCAGGAUUGUCAGAAAAGUAACAAUAUUAUUAAUGUUAAUAAUUAUUUUGUUAGAAAAUAAUAGUCUUAGAAAUAAUUGUAAAGUCUUAAAUAAUGUUAAAAAUUCUUUCGCGUUCAAAUAAUUGUUUCUUUUGUCGCCUACCACAAGGAUAUGCAACUUGGCAAAUAGUCAAUAUGAAGGAGGAACUGAUGCCACUAAGCAGAUCUAAUCCAGUAAUUAAAAAACUGGAUGAUCCAAUAUAUCAUUCAAUACUUACACCAGAACUUAAUAUCUUAACACAAAUAUUUAAGAUGUAUAAUUAUGAUUUAAAAAUUGCUGGUGGUGCUGUAAGAGACAUUUUAAUGAAUAUAAAACCAAAAGAUUUAGAUUUUGCUACAGAUGCUACACCAGAGGAAAUGAAAAUCAUGUUUGAAAAAGAAAAUAUUAGAAUGAUUAAUAAUAAAGGAGAAAAUCAUGGUACAAUUACUGCAAGAAUAAAUGAUAAAGAAAAUUUUGAAGUAACUACACUUAGAAUUGACACACAUACCGAUGGUAGGCAUGCAAAGGUUAAAUUUACAACAGAUUGGAAAUUAGAUGCUCUUCGUAGAGAUCUUACAAUUAAUUCCAUGUUUCUUGACCUUGAUGGUAGAGUAUAUGAUUAUUUCUUUGGUUAUGAUGAUUUACAAAAAAAAAGAAUUGUUUUUGUUGGAAAUCCAACAAAUAGAAUAAAGGAAGAUUAUCUGCGAAUCUUAAGGUAUUUUAGAUUUUAUGGAAAAAUUGCAGCUCAACCAGCUGCUCAUGAGGAAACAAUUAUAAUGGCAAUAAAAGAAAAUGUACAUGGACUCCGAAGAAUAUCUGGUGAAAGAAUUUGGAGUGAAUGGUCAAAAAUCCUGUCUGGAAAUUAUGCUAAAGAAUUAACUUUACAAAUGUUGAAAUGUGACAUUGCAAGACAUGUUGGACUCCCAGAAAAUCCAAAUAUAAAAAACUUCGAAGAUGUUUCUGAUAUUGCUAAGAGAAACAAUAUUUCUUUGCAACCAAUUACUUUUCUUGCUGUAAUGCUAAAGGAUGAGGAUGAAGUAUUCCAGCUUCAUAACAGAUUAAAACUAUCUGCAUUUGAAAGGGAUUUAGCAUUAUUUUUAGUUACAAACUGGCAAAAUAAUCCUUCAGUAGAUAUCUUGAAAUUUUAUAAAAGAUUUCUGAUUCAUAAGAAAGGAAACAUUACAAAAAGUUAUAUUUGUGAAUUACUAAAAUGUAAACAACAUUUUAGUUUUGCUAAAGAUAUAGAACAGUUUGAAAUACCAAGAUUUCCAGUAAAUGGGUUUAUGCUACAACAAUAUUCGUUAAAAGGAAAAAUGAUGGGUAUUGUUAUUAAAAAAUUAAAAGAUAUUUGGUUCGACAAAGAUUUUAAAACGAAUGUAGAAGAAUUACUACAAGAGGUUCCACAAAUUAUUAAUGAAUUAAAAAAUGAAAACUCAAACUUAUAA
Messenger RNA from Eufriesea mexicana, 1464 nucleotides. RefSeq names its product CCA tRNA nucleotidyltransferase 1, mitochondrial. NCBI's taxonomy places the organism in Eukaryota, Metazoa, Arthropoda, Insecta, Hymenoptera, Apidae. Gene Ontology annotation, molecular function: tRNA binding; nucleotidyltransferase activity. Bases 94 to 1464 code for a protein of 456 amino acids. The record is from RefSeq and is a predicted model, not a curated record. Gene Ontology annotation, biological process: tRNA 3'-terminal CCA addition; mitochondrial tRNA 3'-end processing. The transcript is spliced from 6 exons. Gene Ontology annotation, cellular component: mitochondrion.